This is a messenger RNA of Bactrocera neohumeralis, 5371 nucleotides long. It is a transcript of the gene Nrt, whose product is annotated as neurotactin. Bases 597 to 3212 code for a protein of 871 amino acids. Lineage: Eukaryota; Metazoa; Arthropoda; Insecta; Diptera; Tephritidae. The record is from RefSeq and is a predicted model, not a curated record. The transcript is spliced from 4 exons.
ACCGUCGCGCAACAUAUUACGGAUAAGUGCACAACUCGUUUGGGGAAUCGCGCUUUGGUACAGCUGGAUUUCAUUGAUUGCAUGAAUUUGAAGUGAAAUAUUUGGAUUAUUUCAAAGUUGCUUGUGCAGUGUUUAUGAAAACAACAAAUAAAUAUUAUUUACAUUUGUGAACUAAUAUUUAUUGGAAAGUUAUAUCGAACGAAAGUUUCGAGCAAACGUUUGAAAAAAUAAACGAAAAACAAAAUACAUAUCCAAUAAAGAAAGGAUAACAAACAUCAUAAGUGAUUUUUAUUGGUGAUUUCAUCAUUACGGCAAGUGAAAAAUAGUUCUUUUUUGAAAAGGCAAAAAAUUCGAAACGAGCGGAUGCUGUGUGUCGUGGAAGUCUGCAGGAUAUGCAAUUGAAUUUGGAUAAAAUUUGACUGAAUAUAUUUUCCAUAAAACCGACGUACGAACUCAAGAGACUUGCGAAACCCGCCAAAUUUUAACUCAACUCGCACCAAAUCACCUACAAACAACCCUCGUUUAGAUAUUUAUAAAAAAUCGGCAGCAUAAGCACCGAUAACACACAGAAAGAUCAGCGAACAGCAGCACAAAGAAUGGGCGAGUUGGAAGAGAAGGAGACAGGACCAUCAGAAACUACACCACAACAAGAGGCAGUUGACGAACCGAAAGAGACCGACAAAAUGCUCGACAAAAAAGAGGAUGCCGAUGGCGCUGAGCAGCAAACAGAAAAUGUCGGCGCAAAAGACAAGAAUCCAAGUCCAAACACGGAGAAGAAAAAGGCUGCCAACUCAAAACCAACAACGCCAACACCCAGUACUAAAAAGUCGCCAACUCAAUCGGUGGAAAAACUGUCCGCUGGCAAUGAUGCUGAAGCACAGCCUGUGAAGGCGAAUGGUGGUAGUGGUGAGGAGAUAAUUGACAUACCGGACGCCGCUAAGACUGAAGAGGGCGAUGAGAAGAAGAUCUCCACUGAAGAUCGUGAGGUCAAACCGAUGAAGAUACCGAUUGGUGGCUUGAAAUUGCCCGGUUUCUUUAUGAAAAACAAACCCAAGGCUGAUGGUGACGGCGCUGAUGGCGAACUUUUGGAGCGCGAAAAUAAAGAUGAAGUGCCAACCGAAGCGGCAAACGGCGAGGGCAAACCGAAGAAAGAGGAAAAGCCGCGUAGUAAUUUUGGUGAGCGCUUGCGCAACUUUUUCGUGCGCAAACCGGCAGCCGAAAAGCAACAGAACAAACAAACAGCAAAUGGCGAUGCCGAUGCGAAGAGUGAAGCUACCGCUGAGGCAGCAGCUGCCGAUGGUGAGACAAACAAUGCAUCGGAUGCGGUACCACAGAAACGCGGUCUUUUGAAUGCCAUCAAAUUGCCGAUUGCCAAUAUGAUACCGAGAAAGCGGACGGAUGACGAUGUGGAACUGGGUAUGGGCAAAGCAGGACUCGCCUCAAUGGAGACGCUCGAUGACUCGUUGAAAGAUCAAGAUUGUGUUGAUAAAGCGCCUGCUAAGAACAAUGGCACCGAAGAUCCUGUGAAACUGAAGAAGACCCCAAGUGGUGAAAUUAAACUGGAGGGAACGGAAGAGAAAUCUCCCGAGGAGCCUGAAGCACCAAUUUCUUUCGCCGAACGCUUGCUUUCGUACCGCUGUUCCCCGGAUGAUGGUCUGAUCGUGCUCGGUGUUCUGCUUUUCAUCGUGCUCAUUGGUGUGAUCGGCUAUGUUCUUUCGUUGGAGACACUCACCUCACCGCCAGUACGUGAGGGACGUUUCAUGGACGCCGUUACUGGUUGUGGCAUGGUUGAGGGACUCCAAGAGGAUGGCGCGUUCGCAUUCCGUGGCAUACCAUAUGCCCUACCACCCGUAAACGAACAACGUUGGCGUCCUGCGCAGCCGAUUGGCGGCAUCGAUGAUUGCUGGAAUGGUACCCUGAAAGCGCACAAUGUGAGCAAUUACUGCACACAAAGAUUGGGCAACGGUACGAUUGUGGGCGAUGAAGACUGUCUGUACUUAGACGUUGUGACGCCACAUGUGCGUUACAACAGUCCAGUACCGGUUAUUGUGUUGAUCGGUGCCGAGACAUUAACUGGCCCAUCACCUGGUGUUCUCCGACCAUCGGCACGCUAUUCACGCUCACAUGACGUUGUGUUUGUGCGUCCGAACUUCCGUUUGGGUGCAUUUGGUUUCCUUGCAUUGGACGCGCUCACCAAAGACGCCUAUCCACGUACUUCGGGCAACUAUGCACUCUCCGACAUCAUUGCCGCGCUAAAGUGGGUUCAACUGAACAUCGCGCAUUUCGGUGGUGAUCCCAAAGCUGUGACUUUACUUGGUCAUCGCGCUGGUGGUACGCUUGUUUCCGCACUUGUAACCUCUAACAAGAUCGAAGGUCUUUACAAGAACGCUUGGGUUUCAUCUUCGUCGGCCAUUUUCCCUGGCAAGCCUUUGGAGGAGUCGGAAAAGCGCAAUGAACAAUUUGCGAAGUCAUUAGAUUGCGCCGACAUCAAUUGCUUACGCAGCUCAACGACCGAGCAAAUUUGGGCCGCCACACCAGACACCUGGUUGCACUUCCCUGCAGACAUACCAACCACAGACGAAAAUCCCAGUACGCAUCAUGAAUGGCUUGUGUUGGAUGGCAGCUUCCUGCAACGUCACCCCGCCGACGCCUGGAAAGAAGAACAUACUGGCCAACCGAAACUCGUCAUGGGCACAACAGCGCAUGAAGCACACAGCGAGCAGCUGCGUCAACGCCACGCCAACUGGACUGCCGAAGAGGUACGCGCAUUCAUUGCCGCCUCGAAAAUUGGCGCACUCAAUCUAACCGACGAAGCCAUACGACUCUACAACGCGACAAACUACCGCAACUUAAUCGCCAUGAUUACCGACAUACGCACCAUCUGCCCGCUCUUGACCAAUGCACGUCUGCAACCAUCUGUGCCGUUCUAUGUGGUGCAGCAAGGUGAGGGUGAGAAUCAGUUGGCCACCGUCGAUACAGACGUGCUCGCCAUACUCGGGCGCUACGAGCCGCAUACAGCCGAGCAGCGACGAUUCAUGUCGUCCAUGCAACAGCUGUUCUACUACUACAUCUCACACGGAACCGUACCUCAAUAUGACCCAAGUCGACGAGUGCUGAAUAUCGCGCAGGACCCUUUGCCACAGCAAGAUCACCCGAACUGUAAUUUCUGGAUUAGCCACGAUAUUGUGCCGCGCUAUGCACGUGUCGACUAAGCGGGUCGACCAAAGAGCGGAGUGACGAGUAACGAAGUAUAAGCCGAUGUGUUAAGUGAACGAGUAGCAGUGUGCGUGGCUGUGGACUUAGAGCGAAAUAAAUGAUGCGACAGCAGCAAGAGAAAAUGGGAGCCGUGCAGAGUCUAGCGUAGCAACGCAUCGACGUUUCAUACACAGACUUACACACACAUACACACAUAAACGAAUGCAUUUAUACGAACUAAACAAGUUGAAUGACAAGCAGCAGCUCCCAAACAACCCACAACAACCAUAUAAAGUAUAAAGAAAAGACGGACACUCAUAGGCGUGCAUGGGAAGAAUCUAAAAACACAGUGAAAGGUAUAUGUUGCGUGGCGCAUGUUUUCUCUGGCGCUUUAUAUACCGACUUUAUAUGAAAUUUUUACAACAAUUUCUUCUUUUUAUACAAUUUUUUUUACUCAAAACAAAAACAAAGAAAAGAAUGCGGAAGUUUGUUUGUUUUUUAGUUUUUUUUAUGCGUAAAUAAUAUGAAUUAUUAAUUAUUGAGAAUUAAUAAAAACACUUAGUGGCUAAGCAAUGCUAGUUUUUAUAUGUAAAUUUAAUUUAAAUAAUAAAUGAAAUUAAAUUAAGAGUUAAUAAAAUUAAAUUUAUUUUUAAAUUUAAACGAAAUCAUUUGCAGCGAACGCGGUUUCUAAAUUCAUUGAUUCGAAUCUUUGUGGCGACACUACCACAUACAUAAAUUUAAAGUAUGAUUUUUAUACAAUACAUACAUAUGUGUAAGUCCGUAUUUUAUGUAAAUUUAGCGUAAACACCAACACAAAACAUAAACAUACACACACAAACUCACUCAUAUACAUACAAAAUGCAAAUACGAAUAAAUUAAAAUAAAAAUGUGUAAAAAUUACUUGAGAAGUGAAAAACCAAAACAAACAUGCAUUUUCUUAUUUCCUCCCUCAACACACACACACACACAUACUUGCACAAACAGUUUGAAUACUUUUUGAAUAUGUACAUAUAUAUGUAUGUAUGUUUAAUGUGUAAGCUUUAAGUGCAAAAGUUCGACUUAUGCACCCGCAGUUCGACUUACGCCUGUCGGAUUUGAAUUUGGGUUCUCGAGCAUCACAUAUCGAUUUCCUCAACUCCAUCCCUAGCUCUCGUUUUUACUUUAUGUGCUUUUAGUUUCCAAAACUACACUGGCUGCUGCGGUUCUGACGCUCGACCAUGGACCUACAUAUUUCCAUAGAGUGAUUAUGAGACGUAACCGAAACCAAUGAAAGUGGUCAUAAUUGAGAUUAGCCAUUUUAUAAUGAACGCCGAUCUCAGUAAAAAUGGUUACUAACCAAAUGCCCAGUUUUUUCACUAAAUUUGUUCCUUAAUUGUAGUAUUUGUGUGUGUUCACAGUUUUAUUGGAAUUAAUUCUUAAAUGACCAUUUUAGUCCUCAGACGGCAGUUAAUGUCAGCAGCAUAAGUCAAAAUAUCCUCUGAUCGAACAUUGACGUUUAUGCCUUUUCACCACACACACAUACACAUGCAAUGUACUGGCCGUCAUCAUCGCAAGCACCACAAACCCAACAGAUUUCAUUUCAUUGUACAACACAUACAAGUCCAUGAAUUUAAUUCUAAUUAAGUGUAAGUAUACAACAAAAACAUAUUCGGUAUAUAGAAGUGAUCCAAGCGGAAUUUCACACCUAACAGAAAUAAGUGUAAUUUUGAGACUGUAUUUGACACGAAUUUAAAUUAAAAACAUUUUUGCUAUUUUAAGAAAUGUCAGUACCUUUUUUUGAACGAAAUAAUAGAUUUCCAUCAUUUGUGUACUAAAUAAAUUCAAUUCAAAAAUAAUUAUAUUUAAGUGCUUUGUGAGUCUGUAUUUAUACAUAUAUGUAAGUAUAUAUGUAUACAAGUGUGUAAGCAAAUAUUCAGUAAAAAAUAUACAUCUCCAAAAUCUCAUUAGUAUGUAUAGCGCAUACAUAUGUACAUAUAUACAUUUGAUCGAAGUAUCCCUCAAUCCUUUCUAGCUUUAGUAGAUACAUAUACUCUCAAAACUAUUCGCCUAGCAUGAAAAAAACAAAUUCUAUUUGUAAAAAAUAAAAAUAAAAAUAAAAAUUUGUUAUAUUUGUAUGCAUAUUUGCUUGUAUUGCAGAAAUAAAUGGUAUAGAUAAAAGAAAACAUAUUAAUUAGUA